AUGAGGCUCUUAUCUGCUGCAGCUCUGCUCUGCGGUGUGUUGACAUCCUCCAUCUCGAGCGUACGUGCCGCAACUGCCAAUGACACCACAUAUACUUCAUCGCGACUAGUCCUACCGACCGAUUUCAGCCCCCCCAAGGUGUUCAAGAAUGUCAAUCUACUCAGAAAUAUAAAUCUUGAGAAAGGUUACGUGCGGGAAAUCGUCAAUGUUGUGGUAGAGAACACUGGAAAGGAACCGCAGGAGCGGUACUUCCUCCCUUUCGCAUCGGACAUAAUCGAUAGAGUUGGAGGACUGGAAGUACGAGAUAAGAAUGCGCUAUCGCAUGGCAAAUUUCUGGUGGAUGCUACGGAGACGUUGCAGUCGAGGUUUCCCUCGACCCUCUCCCCGCGGCUAUUGAACAACAAGACAAACAAUACCUCACCUACUCCUUUCCGGCCUACGCCCGGUCCGCUUACACAACCGACAACCAGAAGACAAAGAUCAAAUUCCCUAGCUCCCGAAGUACCAGACUACACAGAAACUUCCGGCCUGAAAUCCGGCGCAGACCCAGAACGACAAGGCAGCACUUACACAUACGGACCCUACCAGACCUCUAAAGUUCUUCCCGGCACCGCAGGAUCCAUCAUAACCGUCCGCUACGAAUUCACCAAACCAGUCAUAACCUGCUCCCUCCUCGAGCGCGACGUCGAAGUCUCGCACUGGGGCGGCAACCUUGCAACUGAGGAGCGUCUCUGGCUCCGCAACGACGGCGCCAAGCUCUCCAACCACUUCUCCCGCGUCGAAUGGGCGAUAAAGUCCUAUCAGAACCUACCCUCAUCCGCCAUGAGCGAUCUACGCAUCCCACUACGCCCAGGCUCCGUCGACGCCUAUUUCAUUGACGACAUCGGCAACGUCUCGACAAGCCAUUUCCUCCCUGGUCUGAACAAGCGCGAGGCGCUGCUGGAGCUCAAGCCGCGCUACCCCGUUUUUGGCGGGUGGAAAUACAGCUUCCGCAUUGGCUGGAACAAUGCACUGUCAUCAUUCCUGCGCAAGGCUGGCGGGGAGUCGUAUGUGCUUAGGGUACCUUUCCUGGAGGGUCCGAAAGUGCCUGAGGGGGUGCAGUAUGAGAAAGUCCAGCUGCGCGUGAUUCUCCCUGAGGGUGCGCGAGAUGUGAAGUAUGAACUAGCUGAUGGGGUUGGGAUGCCAUUUAUGGUCGAGUCGGAGAUUGGGUUGCACAAGACGUUUAUGGACACGGUGGGGAGGACCGUGUUGACGUUGCGGACGACGAAUGUGGCAGAUGAGGCAAGGGAGGGACAUCUUAUUGUGACAUACGACUAUCCCGCACUCGCGAUACUCCGUAAACCACUAACGAUCGCCGCAGGCCUAUUUAGCGUGUUUGUGACGGUGUGGUUAGUGGGUAAUCUAGAUGUGAGCAUUAAGAAGCGGUAG
Messenger RNA from Blastomyces gilchristii SLH14081, 1428 nucleotides. Its product is annotated as oligosaccharyl transferase complex subunit OST4. The transcript is spliced from 3 exons. The record is from RefSeq and is a predicted model, not a curated record. Bases 1 to 1428 code for a protein of 475 amino acids. Lineage: Eukaryota; Fungi; Ascomycota; Eurotiomycetes; Onygenales; Ajellomycetaceae. Gene Ontology annotation, cellular component: membrane; oligosaccharyltransferase complex.